Chiloscyllium plagiosum (whitespotted bambooshark) is the source of this 2611-nucleotide messenger RNA. The record is from RefSeq and is a predicted model, not a curated record. NCBI's taxonomy places the organism in Eukaryota, Metazoa, Chordata, Chondrichthyes, Orectolobiformes, Hemiscylliidae.
UCUAUCCUAGAUGGUGUCAAGCAUCUUGGGUGUCAUUGAAGGUGCACUCAACCAGGCAAGUGAGGAAUAUUCUGUCACACUGCUGAUUUCUGCCUUGCAGGUGGGGACUCGGGAGGUAUGAGAGUCAGGCUGCAGUGAAAAUUUCUGCAGGGACAGGUAUAUAAGCAGUUGGUGUAGUUUAAAGGGCAUUGUGCCUAGAUUUUGUGAACUCUCCUUUUUUAACUGGCUUCUAGGAGGUCCUGUAAUUCAGCACAGAAUAACUGUCUUAAAGUGACAGUCAUUUAAUUUUUAUUAUCUAGCCUCAAAGAGGACUUGUAGUACUCACACUCAAUUUAAUAAUAUAGUUAGCAGCUGUAUUGUAAUGAAACUGUCAGAACUGGCCCCUGUUACUGUGUAAAGCUGAUUACACAUCUAUUAGAAUUGGCAGUCACGUAUUGCAAUCUGGAAGCUACUAUGACUGAUGCCCUGAUUUUCCGCCAAACAUAAAUUGUUUCAGGCUUUGCAAAUGCAACUAAUACAGACUCUGAAUGGGAAAUUGACCAGGUCUGUACCAUUCUUGCUUUGAAAAUUAAAUUUUAAGCUGUAAUUCUUGCUAAAUAGCUCUUUAACUAACAUGUAUUCAGUUUUGUUCCUUCAAUUUAUAUUUUAGUUUUUUUCCCUUUUUUAAAUAUUAUGCAUGUUAAAAUGUGUAUUCUAAACCCUACUUUUAAAUUUCCUGCUUUGCUGUUUGUGAGAAUCCUCCUGUCUUAUUGGCUGACCAGUCUGUGUUUACUUCCAUGCAUCGUUUUUGCAGCUUAAAAUUCAAAUCAAUGUCAGAGGAAAUCUAGAGUUCGCUGAAUCUUUCUGGGCAGUUUUAUUACAGAUCAACUAAGAAUGCAUCGCAGCUUUCCUGAGUGACUGACUGUAAAAUGCAGUCCAAUAUGUUGUGUGUUCUGUUCAGUCCAAAAAUUGCCACAAUAGUUGUAAAUAAAAUCUUAUUAGCUAUUGAAUUUCUGAUUUUAUAGGACAGUUCCAAAGUUUAUCAGGAAGAUGAAAGCACCUGAUUACAAAGAUCAAGUAGUGUUUGGCGUUCCAUUGUUGCUAAACAUGCAGCGUACAGGGCAUCCGUUACCAAAGGGUAUUCUGCAGGCCAUGUAUUUCCUCAGGAGCCAUUGCCUUGAUCAGGUUGGAUUAUUCAGAAAAUCUGGAGUAAAGUCAAGGAUCCAGGCACUACGUGAAAUGAAUGAGAGCUGCCCAGAUGGAGUCAGCUAUGAAGGCCAAUCUGCAUUCGAUGUAGCAGACAUGGUAAAACAGUAUUUUCGGGAUCUGCCUGAACCCUUGUUGACCACCAAGCUCUGCGAGUCAUUCCUCCAUAUUUAUCAGUUUCUGCCAAUAGACCAACAGCUUCCAGCUGUGCAGUCGGCCAUUCUGCUGCUUCCAGACGAAAAUCGCGAAGCUCUGCAGACCCUUCUCUUCUUUCUCUGUGAUGUCGUAGCUUGUGUCAAUGAGAACCAAAUGACACCUACAAACCUUGCAGUCUGCCUGGCUCCAUCCCUCUUCCACCUCAACACCCUGAGAAGGGAAAGCACUACCUCACGGGUGAGCCAGAGGAAGUACAGUCUCGGGAAGCCUGAUCAGAGGGAUCUGAGUGAAAACCUUGCUGCUGCCCAGGGAUUGUCCCACAUGAUUGCUGAGUGUACAAAUCUCUUCCUGGUUCCUGAGCAAUGGGUAGAGCAGUGCCAGAGCUUGUCCAUCACCCAGGAUUUCCAGAUUGAAUGUGACGAUAGUCCAAACAACUUUGACUGGUAUUUUAAUAUCAAGGCUACAUUGCAGGGUUCUUUACAGAACACGCUGAAGGAGGGGAAAGAGAAAUUUAAAGGUUGGACCAGCUGCUCCAGUGUAGAACAUGUGGAAAUCAUGUACAAAAAGGUUGAUGACAACCAUCCAUUGAGAGUAUGGAAAGUAUCUACUGAGGUGGACAAGACACCAGAGGAGAUUCUGAAGCAUUUGCUUAGGGAGCAUCAUCUUUGGGAGAAAGACCUUGUUCAGUCAAAGGUCAUUGAGAAUCUGGAUGAUGAGACUGAGAUAUAUCAUUACACCAUCCGUAGUGAAUUCUCUCAUCCAGCGAGAGAUUACACUGUAUUGAGGACGUGGCAGACAGACACUCAAACAGGAAUGUGUCUUUUAGCUGCCACUAGUGUGGAUGUUAAAGAAGCUCCUUUAAUUGGAGUCCGAGCAAAUGUGAUCACAUCCCAACAUCUCAUCGAGCCAAUUGGAGCAACAAAAUCCAAGCUUUCUCAUGUCUGUCGAAUAGAUACGAGGUAAGUGGAAAGGGUUCAAAGGGAGUUGACUUGGGUGCCAGUGAGUUCUUUAGAGAUUCUAAGGGAGUUCUUUUUCUUCAAUUGAACAAAGUAAAUUACAGCACAAGAACAGGCCCUUCGGCCCUCCAAGUCUGCGCCAAUCCAGAUACUCUAUCUAAACCUUCACCUAUUUUCUAAGGAUCUGUAUCCCUCUGCUCCCAUAUCCAUUCAUGUAUCUGUCUAGAUACCUUUAAACAUUGCUAUCGUGUUCACCACUACCACCUCUGCUGGCAAUGCAUUCCAGGUACCCAUGCAUAUUUCCCUUAAAUUUC